This is a messenger RNA of Daldinia decipiens, 2380 nucleotides long. Its product is annotated as HET-domain-containing protein. The transcript is spliced from 3 exons. Lineage: Eukaryota; Fungi; Ascomycota; Sordariomycetes; Xylariales; Hypoxylaceae. The record is from RefSeq and is a predicted model, not a curated record. The coding region runs from base 1 to 1704 and encodes 567 amino acids.
AUGGAAGAUUCUAUCGAACAUAUGUGCGAAUGGUGCGAUCUUUUGAAUGAAGAGAUCCUGUUUUACUACCGACGUGGUAAACACCGCAAAGCAGAACCGCAGCCUGACGCUACUUUCAGCGUAACUGUCCGGUUUGUGAACCGCACGACGACUUCGCCUCUAGAACUUAGUAUUUCUAUUGAGAACAGCUGGAGUCCUUCAUUUCUAUGUAUUCGUGAUUGCGAAGCAAACCAUACGCGCUGCCCGCCACCUACAGCUGCAACUCUACCAAUUCGCGUUAUCGAUUGUGUAGACGUUACUUGUGUACGGUUAUUCCAACGCAAUGGGCAAACGCCACCCGCCCAAUAUGCAGCGUUAAGUUAUGUUUGGGGGGAAGAGCAGCCGCAUCAAACUACGGCUGCGAGACUUCCCUCAUAUCUCCAACAGAUCGAUACCAAGUAUAUCCCUGCAACAAUCAAGGAUGCUAUCAAGGUAACUCGUGCUCUUGGUCUGCGAUAUCUCUGGGUCGACGCUUUUUGUAUUGUCCAGGACUCCAAAGAGGAUAAAGCUAGAAACAUCGCCCAAAUACGGAAUAUCUUCCGUCAUAGCUACAUCACUAUCAUUGCUGCUAAUGCGAAAAAGGUCAGUGAUGGGUUUCUCAACCGAAUGCUAUUAUAUAAUACCCCUAGUACGGUUCCAUUCCGCUGUCCCGAUAGUGAUGAUGCCGUUGGGACUAUGUACUUACAGAAAGGUAAUCCUGCGCCGCGCGAACCAAUUAACGCGCGAGCGUGGUGUCUGGAAGAACGCGUCUUAUCAUCACGGGCACUUUGGUACUGCAGCCACACUAUUCAGUAUGAGUGUCAGAAUGGACACAAGAACGUCGACGGAGGGGGUAAUAUGGCCGAUCCGCUUGAUGGUGUCCCGAGGCUUCCCGACCGUUUAUUUACACCUGGUCUCGCUCUUAAUGCCAUCCCCACGCACGGCAUCUCCAUUGACGCAGAUAUCAAGGGGGUGGCCGAAAAUGAGGAAAAUGAGGUAAAUAAGGCGUGGGAUAACAUCCUCACAUUGUACACGCGACGGACACUGACUAAGCCCCGGGACCGACUUAUUGCUCUAUCCGGUGUCGUAGACUACUUCGCCGAGUUCUGGGGUAAGAGAAGCAAGUAUAUUGCGGGGCUUUGGGAACACAAGCUUCCCUAUGCUCUGCUUUGGUACAUCAGCAACGGUGCGAUUGCGGCGAGGCCCGCGUUGUAUAGAGCGCCGUCGUGGUCCUGGGCAUCCGUUGAUGGGGAAGUCUCAUAUACUAUUAUCCCACAAAAAGGCGCCAUUGCACUCAAUUAUGAUGCUGUGGUAAUUAAAUGUAUUCUCAAGCGCACGAUUUGGGACCCGGCCGAAGAAGAGCUAUACGAAAUUGUCGACGGCGUCCCAGUGGGUGCCUCUGACGAAUCCCGCUCAGAGCGGGGUGAGGUGGGUUUUGUCUCGGUAGACGCGAAGGACGAGCUUCUGAUGUUGAGACGUGAAGUAUCUGCUGCUAUCCUAGCGCAGACACCUAACUCAUUACUUGGAAUUGUCGUUGUUCCUGUCACUUCUUCGGAAUUAAACAAGUUUAGCGAAAGACUAUCCAUUACACAUUGUAUGUACCGUCGCAUUGGAUGGUUCACUGCCCCAUUUUGCGAUAGAGACAAUUGGUUACGCACGCCACAUCAAACUAUACAUCUAAUAUAGAUAGAAACCCUUGCGGAACUCGAAUAUAACCGGGUAACCUAUUUCCUAAGAAGGAGUGGAAGGGGCUGUCUAAUAGCAAAAUCGUGUUUUUGCCAUUCAUUAUAGAUAAUUGAUUCAAAAACCUCGCCCAAGGUUAAGUUAAGUAGCAGUUCUAUAAAACUUCCCUAACGCACGUUCCUCUAGUAUUACCGCUCGAAGUGGACUUAGGGUAGGAAGUUCAUAAGGGCCCAUGUUUGUCGCAGAUUUUUCUGCUCUCGGAUUACCUUGAGCAUGGCCUACGAAGGCAAUAAAUGACCGGCUAUUCUGUGCGAAAGUCGAGUACUUAUGACGGUGAAUAUUCCAGACCCCCGUCUCUUGCAACCACGCGAAUAUAGCUGGCACAGUUAUCGUUAUUAAUACUAUCAUUCUGCCUGGAAGAAAAGUUCAAAUUCUGUAUAUUCCGGCCUGUAUAAACCACCUGGGCAAGCGCGAUUGUAGCGCCAACCCGAUCGUUCUUAUAGAAGAAACCUGGGUUUAAAGACACGCCAAACACGCACAUGACGCUCAGUACCCUGUCCACCGGACGCGACGAUGCUAGCCAGAAAGUGUUCUGUCAAACUGGGAGCGCUCCCUCUGGCAGACGGGCGGGCUGCGCCCGCCCGUCUACUCUAACGGUCCCAUGUCUUGCCACUACGUG